Raphanus sativus (radish) is the source of this 1125-nucleotide messenger RNA. RefSeq names its product cytochrome P450 79B1-like. Bases 16 to 1005 code for a protein of 329 amino acids. The record is from RefSeq and is a predicted model, not a curated record. Gene Ontology annotation, molecular function: iron ion binding; heme binding; oxidoreductase activity, acting on paired donors, with incorporation or reduction of molecular oxygen. The transcript has a single exon. NCBI's taxonomy places the organism in Eukaryota, Viridiplantae, Streptophyta, Magnoliopsida, Brassicales, Brassicaceae.
UCAUUGUUCAGCAACAUGUAUCUCCUCACAAUGCUUCAAGCCUUUGUGACUAUAACCCUAGUGAUGCUUCUCAAAAAACUGAUCACGAAACAAAACAAUAAGAAAUUGUCUCUCCCACCAGGUCCCACAGGAUGGCCGAUCAUCGGAAUGAUUCUAGCGAUGCUAAAGAGCCGUCCCGUUUUCCUUUGGCUCCACAGCAUCAUGAAGCAGCUAAACACUGAGAUAGCCUGCGUGAAGCUAGGAAACACUCACGUGAUCACCGUCACGUGCCCUAAGAUAGCACGUGAGAUAUACAAGCAACAAGACGCUCUCUUCGCCUCAAGACCUAUGACUUACGCACAAAACGUCCUCUCUAACGGCUACAAAACCUGCGUGAUCACUCCUUUCGGUGAACAAUUCAAGAAAAUGAAGAAAGUCGUGAUGACAGAACUCCUUUGUCCCUCGAGACACAGGUCGCUUCAUCAGAAGAGAGCAGAAGAGAACGAUCAUUUAACAGCAUGGGUAUACAACAUGGUCAAGAACUCGGGUUCGGUUGAUUUCCGGUUCGUGACAAGGCAUUACUGCGGUAACGCUAUCAAGAAGCUUAUGUUCGGGACAAGAACGUUCUCUGAGAACACCGCACCGGACGGUGGACCGACCGCAGAGGAUAUCGAGCAUAUGAAAGCUAUGUUUGAAGGCUUAGAGUUUACGUUCGCUUUUUGUAUCUCUGAUUAUCUACCUAUGCUCACGGGACUUGAUCUUAACGGUCACGAGAAGAUCAUAAGAGACUCGAGUGCUAUUAUGGAUAAGUAUCACGAUCCAAUCAUUGAUGCAAGGAUCAAGAUGUGGAGAGAUGGAAAGAGAACUCAAAUCGAGGAUUUUCUAGACAUUUUCAUUUCGAUCAAAGAUGAAGAAGGAAACCCAUUGCUUACCGCCGAUGAAAUCAAACCCACCAUUAAGGUAAUAAUCACGUUACAGUUCCUAUGGCAAAAAACAGAAAAUCAUGUUACAAUUAUUUAUAUAUAACACAAGGCAUUAAUCAGAAUCAAGUCUUCAUGAUCUAGUAGUAAAGAAACUCUAGCUAGAGAUUCUGCUCUGGGUUCGAAUAAAAUUGACCACCUAAUAAAACUUUUUUGACAUUUUAUC